CAGACCUCUCUCAGACAGCCCGUCCCCUUCAGCGGUUAAAGCCACAGCUCAGCGAAUCUGAGUCCGCCAAGAUGGCCUCGCUGCCGCUCGUCCGAGCCGCUCUGCUCGUCGCUUUCUCCGUCUUUCUCACGCUCAUCCUGGGCUUCGGUCUGCCGUCUGCGCUCAACCUGGUGGCCCGGCUGUGCGGUCUGCCCGAGGCGAGCGCCACCGAGUGCGUGGUGCUGCUCUACGCGCUCUUCGUGCUCUACAUCGCCCUGCCUCGGCUGCCCCGGGGAUCCGUCAAGGUGGAGGGGAAGGCGGUGUUUGUUACUGGAUGUGACAGUGGCUUUGGUCAUUCUCUGGCCAAACACCUCCACAAGCUCGGAUUCACUGUCUUCGCUGGGUGCCUCUUAAAGGAUAAGGCUGGCGAGGGCGCGGUGGAGCUGGAGAACAUGCACUCCGACCGAAUGAAAGUGGUUCAGCUGGACGUUUGCAAUGAAGAUGAGGUUUCAAAGGCUGUAGAGUUCAUCAAGGCCAACCUGGAUGACUCAGAGAAAGGUCUGUGGGCGGUGGUGAAUAAUGCAGGGGUCUCUACAUUUGGUGAGGUGGAAUUCACUACAAUGGACACGUACAAGCAGGUAUCAGAGGUCAACCUGUGGGGAACGAUCAGAGUGACCAAAGCUCUUCUCCCGCUCAUCCGCAGAGCUAAAGGCCGUGUGGUGAACAUAGCCAGCAUGUAUGGCCAGAUGGGAAAUGCCUUGCGUUCUCCUUACUGCAUCUCGAAGUACGGAGUGGAGGCCUUCUCUGACUGCCUCAGGUACGAGAUGAAGUCCUGGGGCGUGAAAGUGUCGGUCAUAGAGCCGGGGAACUUCAUAGUGGCCACAGGAAUCCUGACCCGGGACAUUGUGGCCACCACAGCGGAGAAGCUGUGGAAGGAGGCGCCCUCUGAUGUGCAGGAGGACUACGGCAAGGCCCAUUUUGAGCAGUACAUGGCACUGAUGCGCUCCUACUGCAACAGCGGCCAGCGAGACGUAACGCCGGUUUUGGACGACAUCGCAGACGCCAUCACGUCUAAGCGGCCGUACACGCGCUACAACCCAAUGGAGCCUCACUGGUGGAUUCGCAUGCAGGUCAUGACCCACCUCCCAGCAGCCAUUUCUGACCGGCUCUACUUCUGAUGUGCCUCUCCGCUUCCCUCUCCACUAAUUGGGAAUUACUUAUAAUCGUAUACGAAUCGUUCUCGCAAUAACGGCUUCUGUGCUUAGCAAAUCACGUUCCAAACGCUGCCGACUGCUGUAUUACACAUAGCCAUCGUGUGUUAGCUGCAUCGAAAUUAAGCGACCCCUAGUUCCUGUAAACAAUGUUACCACACGGAUGGACACUAACAAACCACUGAGAUGUCUGAAGUGCUCCGUAACCAUGCUGACCGAUCACAGACGUUUCUGUUGCCCCUUGUUUGACAUGACCGAAGUGUUAAUGACCAUGCCCAGUGGAGAGUGUGGACACUGUGUUGGAAAAUGGACAGUUUUUGGUAAUCAGUUGAAGUAAUUGCGGUCACUGUUGGCCUACCCACUAAUCACAUCUACAAUACUGGUCAUUCCAAGCACUUAAGCUAUGUUCCAGAUCACUACAUGUAUACAGUACAUACUCACUACUCUCAAGAUUCAAACACCUGAAAAGUUAAAGCAGGUGUCAAACUUUUUCACAAAGGGCUGAUUUUGGCUGCAGGUUUUCGUUCCAGUCAUGCAGGAUCACGUGAUUCUACUUAUUUGAUAGGUCGUUCUGCCUUUAAAUAACUCAUUAGUUAUUCAAGGUGAGCUCUUAACUUGGUUGGAAUGAAAAACUGCAACCACACUGGCCUUUUGCGGAUAAAAUUAUUGACCCAUGGGUUAAAGAUGUUUGACCGGACAAAUCUGAUUUUCAGCCAAGACAUGUUUAGUGUCCGACGUUCGCUUCUUUAGCUUUUGCACCGCAGCUUGCUGUUCAGUAAUCUCAAAUGUAUGUGGUUUCUGUUGCUGUUGUCCUUAAAAAUGGACAAACGUAUGAAUAAAUGCAGGGCUGCAGGAUUAGAGGUGCACUGAUCAUGAAACUGUGUGGCAGAUUCCAAUUUCUAUGCAGCCAAACUGGCCAAUUCUUUAUUAUCCAGUCUUUUUCACUCUGCUGUUUGCCAAAGUUGCAACAGAAAUAACAUUAUUUUCUUGGUAAAUUGGCCAAACUGGCAUUAUAACUCUUAAAGGAAAAAUCAGGGGCUAGUUUCUCAGAAGCAUCUUAGUGUUAAGAUCAUCUUAACCAGUGUGCGAAAUACCCCCUGGUAUUCGGGGGUCCCAUAUUGGCUGGCUUGUCCAGUGCUGGCUGGCUGCUAACUCACUCACCAUAGCAGCACUGAUAGAAAUGUUUGGUUCAACGAUUCUUUUUGUGGAAAUGCUCUUUUCUGCUUUGGUCUUCUACACAUUAACUGAGAUCUUACACAUCUCCUUAUUUUCAGUUAAAGAGAUGAGAAACAAUUCACUCUUUCCAUCAAUCUCUUGGUGAAUUGGGCAGUUUUUUUACAUUUAUGAGUAUUCUACGGCAUAUUGUAAAAUUUUUCAGAGGUAUCUGGGCAGAGUUUCAGUUACUAGGCUAUAAAGGACCAACUGGGUGAGCUGGUUUGCUACAGCGCCACCCUGAGGCAGACCAGUGCUGCAUCUCUAGUUAGUUAAGAAUACGAAAAACAGAAGCUGCACCAGUUGUAGGUGAAGCAGCUCAACAAUGACUUUGUUUCGUUUGUAUUUGAGCGUCUAUUUUUCUCCUACCAGCCAGUAUAAUGUCAUAAGUUUAUUUUCAGGGACCAUCCAGAAUUUUGAUUGAGACAUUUAAGGGGUCCAAGAGGUUAAUUAGAGGAUCCUGGACCCCCCAGGACCCCUGUAUUUCAUACUUUGAUCUUAACUGGUAGAGAGAGUGUUCAGUGUGAUGAACUCACUUUACUGUUUAAGAAUCAUAUUUAUGCUAAGAUGCUUUUGGGACAGUUUAACAGGAGUAAAGUGCUCUAUCACAAGUUAGAGGUCACUGGCUAUUUAGCACAGUGAGUCCUGCAAAAUUAUGCUACAGCAUUUGGCAUAGAUGUAAAAUCAGCACGCAAAAAAACAGCCCAAGUGCACAUUACAUGAUAAAAUUACAACACAGAUCGACCAAAAUUAAAAUAAUAAAUUUCCUGAUUGCACGUUUGAGUGCAUCCCUAUUCAGGAUGGCUGCUACUAUUUUUUGGUAUGCAAUACACCAAAUUUCAGACACCAGACGUGUCUUGGCUGAUUGGCUGAUCAUCUGAAAUAACUGUGUACAGUUUCUCUGAACUAAACAUUCCAAUGUGUUUUAGUUUAAAGGCAUAAAUACUGUACAGCUCAGCUCAGAGGAGAGAGUGUUUGCGCAGUGCUCUGCAGGCUCUGGCUGGGGUCUCUUCCAGAGCAGAUGCCUCGGCUGGAUCCUUUUCAGCAAACUGCCACAGAAUAAAAGAGGAUGCCUGUGGUUCUGUCAGAGCUCCUUCAGCAGACACAAAAGACUGCCUGACAUUAGGCAGCAGCUAAUAGGCUGCUAAACAAAGAACACAUUGCAUAGUUCCAUAAAUUUCUCAUCCUCCAGUAUUGGAAUGCACGCAUCACACGGCGAUCAUUCACGUUUUCAUUUGGAUAACAAACAGCUUUGUUUAGCACCACUACACUGAAAUAAAUCCUGUUUUUCACGUUCUGGUGGGAAAAUCUGCAAAAAUUGUUUUUAUAAAAGUAAUUUUUAAAUUAGCCACCAGAUGGAGCAGCUGAGCAACCCUCCCAAUUGUUUUUCAGUUUGGAAAUAAUGGAAAUUCUCCCCUUUCAAAGAUUUGAACUUUUCCACAGUAAAAGUAGUUAGAAAUUAUGAAGUAUGAAGAUAUAUUUACAUUUAUUUACGAACUGUGGAAUUGUUUGGUAAAGAAAUGCAAGCCUGUCUUUUAUUUACUUGCAGUCAUGUUGUAAUAUAUCCCUGUAGGUGGCAGACUUUCCCAUCACAGGCUCAUAUGUAGCACAGGUCAUAUGAUGCCCAUGUAUUAUAUUACAGGUAGGAAAUGACACUUUUGAACAAAUAUUGAACAUAUUGUUGGUGUAAUGUUGCCAGUAAUGGAAAAAGCAAGUAUAAUUUUACAAAUAAACCCAUGCAGGUCAUCAUA
This is a messenger RNA of Colossoma macropomum (tambaqui), 4153 nucleotides long. It is a transcript of the gene bdh1, whose product is annotated as 3-hydroxybutyrate dehydrogenase, type 1. Gene Ontology annotation, molecular function: oxidoreductase activity. The coding region runs from base 72 to 1157 and encodes 361 amino acids. NCBI's taxonomy places the organism in Eukaryota, Metazoa, Chordata, Actinopteri, Characiformes, Serrasalmidae. The record is from RefSeq and is a predicted model, not a curated record. The transcript is spliced from 5 exons.